Molecule: messenger RNA, 1116 nt
Organism: Lathyrus sativus (Indian pea)
Lineage: Eukaryota; Viridiplantae; Streptophyta; Magnoliopsida; Fabales; Fabaceae
Source: the annotation of a GenBank genome assembly
AUGGCAUCCAAUUCCAACGCCACCAACACGCUCCUUUCCAUUUGCUAUAACCGCGGUUCUCUUCAGCUUCUCGACCAGAGGAAGCUCCCUUUAGAAAGUGUUUACUUGGAAAUUCGGGAUUCAAACGAUGGCUGGAAUGCUAUACGAGAUAUGGUGGUCCGAGGAGCACCUGCUAUUGCUAUUGCAGCAGCUCUCUCUCUGGCUGUGGAGGUAUCCAAUUUAGAUGAUUUCAAUGGAUCUACCGAUGACGCUGUAUACUUCCUGCAGAAGAAGUUGGACUAUCUUGUCUCGAGUCGGCCAACCGCGGUGAACUUAUCAGAUGCUGCGACAAAACUCAAAGAAAUCAUAUUAAAGGCUGCUGCUACAACUUCAGAGGCUAAGGGUGUUUUUCAGGCUUAUGUAGAAGCUUCCGAAAUAAUGCUUGAGGACGAUGUUGCAUCGAACAGAGCAAUUGGGACUUAUGGAGCUAAAUUUAUUCAAAACCAUACAGAGAAACAAAAGCUUUCAGUUUUGACCCAUUGCAACACUGGAAGUUUAGCCACAGCUGGAUAUGGUACUGCUCUUGGUGUAAUCCGUGCACUCAACAGUGGAGGAGUUUUAGAAAGGGCUUAUUGUACGGAAACCCGCCCAUUCAAUCAAGGAUCCAGACUUACUGCCUAUGAGUUGGUACAUGAAAAAAUACCCGCAACUCUCAUAGCAGAUUCUGCUGCAGCUGCACUAAUGCAAGCAGGACGUGUGGAUGCUGUUGUUGUUGGCGCAGAUCGUGUUGCAUCAAACGGUGACACAGCCAACAAAAUUGGAACCUAUAGUGUUGCCUUAUGUGCCAAGUUUCAUAAUGUGCCUUUUUAUGUUGCUGCACCCUUGACUUCCAUUGAUCUAUCACUUUCUUCUGGGCAACAAAUUGUUAUCGAGGAGAGAUCUCCCAAGGAGUUGUUGAACUCACGCGGAGGACUCGGAGAGCAAGUUGCUGCCUCAGGAAUAUCUGUGUGGAAUCCGGCGUUUGAUGUAACACCUGCUAAUCUAAUUUCUGGGAUCAUCACUGAGAAGGGUGUCAUUACGAAGACUACAGCCGGUGAUGCUUUUGACAUAAACGCUUUUGUACAGAAAACAGGUUAA